AUUUGAUGAGAUGACGAUAAAGCAGGGCAUGCUUUAGGGCGUGGCUAUAGUUACAGAAGCUACUGCUGGCGCUAGCUGGUAACUUAAGGGAAAGUUUGCUGAUUUUCUGUGCACUGCCGUACAUGCAGACAAACAGCACCAGCAUCCGGAGGUCGGUGUUUACCCGUCGGUAAAUCUCUGUUGGAUGACUGGCUUCAGAAGGGUUGAAAAUCCGCAUCUUUCCCUCUUUAGCAUUUAGCUUAGAGCAGCGCCCUUCAACCAUAAACAACACUGGCAUGGCUGCGUCAUACAUUCAUUUAAAAGCUCUGAUAGUACAUCUAGCAACAGCGGUGGAAUUCAGGAAUGCAGCCACAGAAAGGGAUGUUGAAUCUGACGUUGAAGACAAACUGUUCCUGCUUCUAACGUGGAUCCAUUUCAGUUGGAGGUUCAGGUCUUUGGAAGCCAUCCAAUCCCCUGUCAGUCUGACUAAGCUGCUGAGUUUUAGAUUGGAGUGGGGAUGUGCUCACCAGCUGUGAGAUUAAGGGGAACUGAUCGAUGGCCUUUCUGAUUGGCUCUCACGGUGUCUCAGCAGCAUCCAAUCCCCUUGGUUCAGAUGGUUUUCCUCGGCCCAGCCAAAACCAAUUCUUCCUCCACGCAGGGGCCAAAUAAGAUCACUGACCUGAAGCUACAAGGCCACGCUCGGAGGUUCUGUCUCCAUCCGUCUGCCUGCACUCCUCCUCUCGCUGACAAAAAUGAGACAGAGACUGAGAAGAGGAGGAGAGGAGGAGAGGACUGCCAAAGAGACUCCUGCAGAGAUUCAGCUUUCAUUUGCCCCCUGUGCUGCGAUGAUGAUGAUGAUGAUGAUGAUGAUGAUGAUGAUGAUGAUGAUGAUGAGGAGGAGGAGGAGGAGGAGGAGGAGGAUAAUGAUGAUGAUGAUGAGGAUGAUGAUGAUGAACACAAGUAGGCUGCAGUGCUUCCUGUCUGCUCUUCAUCAAAUAUCUCACUCGGAGCACUGAGCAAUCAGACGAGACAGCUUCAUUAAAAACACAAAUUUAUUUACCUUGUAGGCCAGAUAUCAUGUUGCCAUCUAUCUGCUAUCGUGCAUGUCAAAAUCUGCACUUUACUGUAUUUUGUCUGUUUGAAAUAUGUCAAAAGCUUAGAGGUUCAUUUUAGACCUCAAACGUAGUCGUUUACAUCCAAUGAUUUACAUAAGACAUAAAGAAACAAACAUCUAAUAUCACAACUAUACAAGAGAAUACUAAACUCCAAAAUCCUCUUUCUGAUUUCUUUUUAACAGAAAUAUGAAAGAGGAUCAGAAGUUGCUGUAUUGUUUUUAAGUUGCAUUUAUAAAUAAAGAGAUACGGAUACAGAUUUAGGUUACAGACAUUUAGCCUCAUUUUAGCGUUAUCAAUUUUCGGCAUUGUUUUACCUGUUCUAUAAUUGCUGCAU
This is a messenger RNA of Perca fluviatilis (European perch), 1428 nucleotides long. Its product is annotated as PH domain-containing protein YHR131C-like. The record is from RefSeq and is a predicted model, not a curated record. NCBI's taxonomy places the organism in Eukaryota, Metazoa, Chordata, Actinopteri, Perciformes, Percidae. The transcript has 3 exons. Bases 593 to 943 code for a protein of 116 amino acids.